Molecule: messenger RNA, 3369 nt
Organism: Micropterus salmoides (largemouth bass)
Lineage: Eukaryota; Metazoa; Chordata; Actinopteri; Centrarchiformes; Centrarchidae
Gene: kif23
Product: kinesin family member 23
Exons: 24
Coding region: 63-3053 (996 amino acids)
Biological process (GO): microtubule-based movement
Cellular component (GO): kinesin complex; nucleus; microtubule
Molecular function (GO): ATP binding; microtubule motor activity; microtubule binding
Source: RefSeq, a predicted model, not a curated record
GGAGGGAAAGUUCAAAAUUGCACCAACAGGACCAGUAAGACUACAGGAAGCAGCGAGAUACAAUGAUCAGACAAGCGAAGGGUAAAACCCCCCGCAGGCCUCCUCCAAAAAAGCCUUCAAGCAACCAGAAAGACCCGGUGGGGGUGUACUGCCGUGUACGACCUCUGGGUGUGGAGGACGAGGAGUGCUGUAUUGAGGUGAUCAGCAGCACCACCAUCCAGCUGCACGCCCCUGAAGGCUUCAAAACAAACCGCAAUGGAGAGUACAAAGAGACUCAGUAUUCCUUCAAAAAAGUCUUCAGAGUUUCAAUAUCUCAGAUGGAGCUGUUUGAGGAUGUUGCCAAACCUCUUGUGGAUGACCUCAUCCACGGAAAAAACGGUCUGCUCUUUACGUACGGGGUCACAGGAAGUGGAAAGACGUUCACCAUGACGGGCUCUCCAGGCCAGGGCGGACUACUACCUCGCUCACUUGAUAUGAUCUUCAACAGUAUAGCACCCUAUCAGGCCAAAAGAUAUGUUUUCAAGACAGAUGACAAAAAUGGUGUGGAGGUACAGAGUGAAGUUGAUGCUUUGUUGGAGCGCCAAAGACGGGAAAACAACUUGCCUGUUCCUAAAACAUCCUCCUCCAGACAAAAGCUUGAUCCGGAAAUUGCAGACAUGAUUAAGCUGGAGGAGGCUUAUAAAACAGAUGAUGUGGAUGAGGACAGCAGCUACAGCGUCUUCGUCUCCUACAUAGAAAUCUACAACAACUACAUCUAUGAUCUCCUGGAGGAAACUCAAGAAGAUGCAAUCAAACCAAAGUGGAAUGGUGGAGGCACACCUGUGCGCCAGAACACUGAGUUCAUACCACCUCAGUCUAAAAUCCUCAGGGAGGAUCAGAAUCACAACAUGUAUGUGGCUGGUUGUAUGGAGGUAGAAGUUAAAUCUGCAGAGGAGGCAUUUCAAGUGUUCUGGAGAGGCCAGAAGAAGAGGAAGGUUGCAAACACCCGUCUGAACAGAGAAUCCAGUCGCUCCCACAGUGUGCUCAUUAUUAAACUGGCCCAGGCCCCUCUUGACGCAGAUGGCAACAACAUUCUCCAGGAUAAAAGCCAGGUGACAGUCAGUCAGCUGUGCCUGGUGGACUUAGCAGGAAGUGAGCGCACCGGCAGGACCGGGGCAGAAGGCACCCGUAUACGUGAAGCAGGUAACAUCAAUCAAUCUUUGCUGAAUCUGCGGACAUGCAUCGAGAUACUUCGAGAAAACCAGAUGUGUGGCACAAACAGGAUGGUCCCCUACAGAGACUCUAAAGUAACUCACCUGUUCAAGAACUACUUUGAUGGAGAGGGCAAAGUCAGAAUGGUUGUUUGUGUCAAUCCUAAAGCCGACGACUACGAGGAAACAUUGCUGGUGAUGCGGUUUGCAGAGAUGACCCAGGAGGUGGAAGUGGCUCGGCCAGUGGACAGGCCCAUCUGUGGCUUCACCCCGGGCCGUCGCCAUAGAAACCAGGCUUUUCAAGAGGAACUGUCUCGCAAGUUGGAGGGGCGUGGCGGCCCAGUAGAUGGAGAUGUGCACUCUGUUAUGAGCCACCUGGUGCACAGCCUCCCACCUCUACCCUCCUCUGUGGUAACUGACCCUCAUGAUGACAUCACCCUGCCCAGGCUGAUCGAAGCUCUGCAGAAUAGACACAGGAUCAGACAGAUGAUGAUCGAAGAAUACAACAAAGCAGCCAACGUGAUGAAGUCCAAGCUUCAGGAACUGGACAACAACCUCAUUUCUAAUGACCAUUUUAUUCAAGAACAAAAUGGCAAACUCACGGAGAAGGACAAGAUGAUCCAGAGCUCCAAGGCAGAGAUCGAACGCUUGGAGAAGAGAAUUAAGAUGCAAGAACACAAAAUUGACAUCCUGCAGAAAACCACUAAAAUCUAUGAGGAUGACAAACGUGCACUGCAGCAGGAACUGGAGACCAGAGAUCAGAGGCUGCAGAGGGAGCAGUCUGACAAGAGACGCUUGGAGCAGCGUAUGCAUGGCGUGGUCUCAGACACACAGUUCAAGUGGGAGAAAGAAUGUGACAGACGCGUUAAUGCCAUGCAGCUGGAGAUGCAAAACAAGCUCUGGGUGAAAGACGAGAAGCUGAAGCAGCUGAAGGCCAUUGUGACUGAGAGCAAGACUCCAGGUCGUCCUGAUCCUCCACCACGUCAGACGCAGCCUAAGCGGCCUUCCAGAGAGGAACGCCUCCCUGCAAAGAGAUCAGCCUCGCCCUCACCUGUCCCUUGCCCUGUUGAUUCUCCCCAUGUCAGGCCAGGGCCAGUCAGUGCCACUAGAGUUGAAGAGGUUGAAAUGAACCCAAGGCCCGCAUGCCCCGUUCCCAGCACCAGUAGCUCUUUGUCUGUGGCUAAUUACAUCUCUGCAUGGGAGCAGCGGGUGGCCCAGGACAGUACGCAUUCCCCUAGUACACCCACAAGAUCCCAGUCCGCAUCAGGUUCCUCAGCCAGCCGGGCCAGGAGGAGAGCUCUGUGUUGUGCUAGACAGCAAGAAGAGGCCAGCUGUCCUAGAUUUGAUCUAGACCUAAUUGAGAGAAGCUACAGGACGACGACACCAGUGCGACCGCUGCACCGUCGCUCCCGCUCAGCUGGCGGGGAGAAGUGGGUGGAUCACAAGCCGUCCUCCAGCAUGGACUUGGGUACAGUUUUGCAGCCCGUGAUCCCCAAUUCCAUCCAGGUGUCUGCAGCCACUGAGAAGGCCCUGUCGAAGUGUGACAGAUAUGUGUUGACACACCAGGAGGUUGCCUCUGAUGGCGAGGUACAGACCAAACUUAUUAAGGGCGAGGUUAUUAAAACCAGAGGAGGGGGACAGGCUGUCCAGUUCACAGACAUCGAGACACUAAAACAGGAGCUCACCACAGUCCCAAGGCGUAAAAGAAAGUCUUCAGAAGGCACGCCUACCCAUGGAGAUCAAACAGAUGGUGCUUGGACUGAUGUGGAGACAAGGUGCUCUGUGGCUAUGGAGAUGAGGGCUGGAUCAAACAUGGGUCCUGGCUAUGAGCAUCAUGGAAUCACCAAGCGCAGAAAACCCUAAAAGCAGCCACCAGCUGCUCCAGCAAUCACCUCCCUUGGUCCUCACCUGGCUGUUGUGCAAUAGUCUGAACUCUUAUAUUUAGCUCCUAGUAAUAUUUAAACAUUUUCAAUACUUUUUAUAUAUGCAUAAGUGUAUACACAUGGGUCACCAAAGAUAUAUUUUGUUGUAUUUGAACCAAUAAGAAAGUGUUAUUUGGUUAAGGACAGUGACAAAUAUUUAGUUACUGUGGCCCCACUGCUGAAGAGAGUGUCUGCAAUAUGUUACAUGACACAAGUCAUUGUGAAGCUGCCACAAUAAAUUUGUCUACUACAUGCCA